UCUGUCUGCUGUGGACGCUGCUGCUCUGCUCAGUCUGCUGAGCAAACAGUCUCAUUUCAAAGAGAACUAAGCAUCAUUUUCCAAUCAUUCAUUCAUAUUUCAAAAAAAUACCCAACAGUUGAACUCCAUGGCUGAGAAACCUAAACUUUAUUAUUUCAAUGGAAGAGGGAGAAUGGAAUCUAUUCGCUGGCUGUUAGCAGCAGCAGGGGUUGAGUUUGAAGAAGAAUUUUUGGAAACAAGGGAACAAUAUGAAAACUUAUUAAAAGAUGGAUUCCUGCUCUUUCAACAAGUCCCUAUGGUUGAAAUUGAUGGAAUGAGACUGGUACAAACCCGAGCCAUCCUCAGCUACAUUGCUGCAAAGCACAACCUCUACGGGAAAAACCUGAAGGAGAGAGCACUAAUUGAUAUGUAUGUGGAAGGAACAACAGAGCUGAUGGGAAUAAUCAGGGUUCACUACAGAUUGCCUCCUGAAGAAAAGGAGAAGAAUCUUACUUUAACAAUUGAGCGAGCCACAAAGAGAUACUUCCCUGUGUAUGAAAAGGUUUUGAAAGACAAUGGGCAACAUUUCCUUCUUGGCAACCAGCUAACCUGGGCUGAUAUCCAGUUGAUUGAGGCCAUAUUGAUGGUAGAAGAGAAGGAUCCCACAAUUCUCUCACUGUUUCCUUUUUUGCAGGCUUUUAAAGCAAGAGUUGGUGCAGUACCUACAAUUAAGAAGUUCCUGGAGCCUGGCAGCCAGCGGAAGCCUCCACAUGAUGAAACACUCUUAGAAACGACGAAAAGAGUUUUCAACAGGAAAUAAAAUCUUGGAGCCCAUUAUGGGGUGAUCUGAUUCCUUCAUCUGUUAAAUCCUGUCUGGAGAAUGCUGUCUUUAUUUGUAUUUGUGUAAAUACUCUAGAUUGUAUAAAUCAAGUUCAGGCUAACUAAUAGAACAUUAAGAUUAAUGCUUCUGUAAACAUUAUGUAUCUUGUCUUGUUUUCAUUCUGUCUUUGGGUAGUUCUUGGAAAGUUCAGAUCCAUGGUGAAGGACUGUGCUGUUUGCAUAGCUUGCAAGCUAUUAAUAAAGGCUGCUACUCUGAGCAAGUGUUAAAAUUUAGAAA
Messenger RNA from Hemicordylus capensis (graceful crag lizard), 1096 nucleotides. Its product is annotated as glutathione S-transferase A4-like. Bases 128 to 799 code for a protein of 223 amino acids. Lineage: Eukaryota; Metazoa; Chordata; Lepidosauria; Squamata; Cordylidae. Gene Ontology annotation, molecular function: glutathione transferase activity. The record is from RefSeq and is a predicted model, not a curated record. The transcript is spliced from 7 exons. Gene Ontology annotation, biological process: glutathione metabolic process.